CCCCGCGGGUCUUAACGCGCCCGCGCGCGGCGCCGCGCCUGGGCCGCCGCCUGCCGCCGCCCGAGCGUGUCCGCGCCGCCCGCGUCUCCGCAUCCUCCCGCUCCCGGCCGCGCCAUGGAGGGCUACCACAAGCCGGACCAGCAGAAGCUGCAGGCCCUGAAGGACACGGCCAACCGCCUGCGCAUCAGCUCCAUCCAGGCCACCACGGCGGCGGGCUCGGGCCACCCCACAUCCUGCUGCAGUGCUGCCGAGAUCAUGGCUGUCCUCUUCUUCCACACCAUGCGCUACAAGGCCCAGGAUCCCCGCAACCCUCACAACGACCGCUUCGUGCUGUCCAAGGGCCAUGCGGCGCCCAUCCUGUACGCCGUGUGGGCUGAGGCCGGCUUCCUGCCCGAGGGAGAACUGCUGAACCUGAGGAAGAUCAACUCCGACUUAGACGGACACCCCGUCCCUAAACAAGCUUUCACCGACGUGGCCACUGGCUCGCUGGGCCAGGGCCUGGGUGCUGCUUGCGGGAUGGCCUACACGGGCAAGUACUUCGACAAAGCCAGCUACCGUGUCUACUGCAUGCUGGGUGACGGGGAGCUGUCGGAGGGCUCCGUGUGGGAGGCCAUGGCCUUCGCAGGCAUCUACAAGCUGGACAACCUUGUCGCCAUCCUGGACAUCAACCGCCUGGGCCAGAGCGAUCCCGCCCCGCUGCAGCACCAGGUGGACGUCUACCAGAAGCGCUGCGAGGCCUUUGGCUGGCACGCCAUCAUCGUGGACGGGCACAGCGUGGAGGAGCUCUGCAAGGCCUUCGGCCAGGCCAAGCACCAGCCGACCGCCAUCAUCGCCAAGACCUUCAAGGGCCGGGGCAUCUCAGGGGUCGAAGACAAGGAGGCCUGGCACGGGAAGCCCCUGCCCAAGAACAUGGCGGAACAGACCAUCCAGGAGAUCUUCAGCCAGAUCCAGAGCAAGAAGAAGAUCCUGGCCACGCCGCCCCAGGAGGACGCGCCCUCCGUGAACAUUGCGAACAUCCGCAUGCCCACCCCGCCCAGCUACAAAGUCGGGGACAAGAUCGCCACCCGCAAGGCGUACGGGCAGGCACUGGCCAAGCUGGGCCACGCCAGCGAGCACAUCAUCGCCCUGGACGGGGACACGAAGAACUCCACCUUCUCCGACCUCUUCAAGAAGGAGCACCCCUCCCGCUUCAUCGAGUGCUACAUCGCCGAGCAGAACAUGGUGAGCAUCGCCGUGGGCUGCGCCACACGCAACAGGACCGUCCCCUUCUGCAGCACCUUCGCCGCCUUCUUCACGCGCGCCUUCGACCAGAUCCGCAUGGCCGCCAUCUCCGACAGCAACAUCAACCUGUGCGGCUCGCACUGCGGCGUGUCCAUCGGGGAAGACGGGCCCUCGCAGAUGGCGCUGGAGGACCUGGCCAUGUUCCGCUCCAUCCCCGGGGCCACCGUCUUCUACCCGAGCGAUGGCGUGUCCACGGAGAAGGCCGUGGAGCUGGCCGCCAACACGAAGGGCAUCUGCUUCAUCCGCACCAGCCGCCCGGAGAACGCCAUCAUCUACAACAACAACGAGGAGUUCCGUGUCGGCCAGGCCAAGGUGGUCCUGAAGAACAAGGAUGACCAGGUGACUGUGAUCGGUGCCGGAGUGACUCUGCACGAGGCGCUGGCCGCUGCCGAGAUGCUGAAGACAGAGAAGAUCAACAUCCGCGUGCUGGACCCCUUCACCAUCAAGCCCCUGGACAAGAAGCUCAUUCUCGAGAGCGCCCGCGCCACCAAGGGCCGAAUCCUCACGGUGGAGGACCACUACUACGAAGGUGGCAUCGGCGAGGCCGUGUGCUCCGCCGUGGUGGGCGAGCCUGGUGUCACCGUCACCCGCCUGGCCGUGAGCCAGGUGCCGCGCAGCGGGAAGCCGGCGGAGCUGCUGGCCAUGUUCGGCAUCGACAAGGACGCCAUCGCCAAGGCCGUGCGGGGCCUGGUCUCAAAGGCCUAGGGCGGGUGCCGCGGCCACACAUUCCAGGGGUUCUGGCAACGGUGCUUGCAAAGGUCUGGGAGGGUAAAUAUAUGUUUGGAGAAAACCCA
This is a messenger RNA of Sorex araneus (European shrew), 2075 nucleotides long. RefSeq names its product transketolase (gene TKT). Gene Ontology annotation, molecular function: thiamine pyrophosphate binding; transketolase activity. Gene Ontology annotation, cellular component: endoplasmic reticulum membrane; extracellular exosome. The record is from RefSeq and is a predicted model, not a curated record. Bases 115 to 1986 code for a protein of 623 amino acids. The transcript has 14 exons. Gene Ontology annotation, biological process: ribose phosphate biosynthetic process; pentose-phosphate shunt, non-oxidative branch. Lineage: Eukaryota; Metazoa; Chordata; Mammalia; Eulipotyphla; Soricidae.